AACAAAAAAAAAAAAAAAUACAAUUAUUAGCUAUGUUAAUUUAUUAAAUGAAAUGUGCAUAAAUUUACUGUUGAAAUGGACUGGAGUGCUGAAGAUAAUCAACGCUAGUCGCAAGUCACUCAACUUGCUGGAAUUCUUGAAGCCGUGCAACAUUGCCACAUGCCAUGCGGCAAGAUCGCUGCAGAGUUGUAGCAAUCAUGAAGGCAAAGCCGCGCAGCGGAGCGAGCUGGCAGCUAAAAAGUAUUUGGAUCUUACACCCGAUAAGGAGUUGAACCAGCAGCUGACCAACUGGAUCUACUGGGAUCGCAAUCCGCAGACAAUGCAGCAGAUUGUGGAUGCUGUAGACUGUGAGGCGUGGGAUUGGCUGCGCAGUCGUCUAUGCCAGCGCAUGCAGUUCGGCACGGCCGGACUACGCGGUGAGAUGCGCGCAGGAUUUGAUUCCAUGAAUGAUCUUGUGGUGCUGCAAACCAGUCAAGGCUUGUGCGCCUAUAUAAAGCAGCAAUGUGAACAGAACGAACGGAGCGUGGUCAUUGGCUACGAUGGACGACAUCACAGCAAGCGCUUUGCCGAGCUGGCGGCCACUGUGUUUCUCAGCAAUCAGUUUCGUGUGCAUCUCUUUGGGCGCACUGUAGCCACACCCUUUAUACCGUUUGCAGUCAAAAAGUUGAACUGCUUGGCGGGCGUAAUGGUCACAGCCUCGCACAAUCCAAAGCAGUACAAUGGCUUCAAGUUGUAUUGGACCAAUGGCGCGCAGAUAGUGGCGUCAGAUGAGCAGCUCAUAGAACAGAACAUCAUGCAGCACUUGGAGCCACAGGAGUCAUCCUGGCAGCUGUGCUCACUCAUAGGCAACGACUUGCUGUCGGAUCCAUAUGAGCAAGUGGUGCCAGCCUACAUUGCAGCACUGCAAGACGAGUUUACUUGCCCCAUGCUGCAGCUGAAUCACGAAUCCCACACUAAAAUUGUCUAUACGGCCAUGCAAGGCGUGGGUUAUCCUUAUAUCAAAUUGGCAUUCAUGGCCAUACAACUGCAGCCGGUUAUACCCGUUGAGCAGCAAGUGCAGCCUGAUCCGGUGUUCAGCACCACACCCUUGCCAAAUCCUGAAGAAGGCAAAGUGGCGCUAAACUUGGCUAUUCAAACAGCCACAGAGCAUGAAUCUAAUCUUAUACUGGCCAAUGAUCCAGAUGCCGAUCGCUUGGCCGUGGCAGAGCUAAAUGAGCAAGGAAAGUUUCACAUUUUCACAGGCAACGAGCUGGGUGCGCUGCUGGGCUGGUGGGUAUUGCAGAGCUUUAAGCAACGCAUGCCCAAUGGCAAGCUAAGCAACUGUUCCAUGCUUGCCAGCACCGUCAGCUCCAAGAUACUCAAGUCGAUGGCAGCUGUUGAGGGCUUCAGUUUUCACGAGACGCUAACAGGCUUCAAGUGGAUGGCCAACAUGGCCAUUGAGCUGCAGCGCCAAGGACGCACUGUGCUCUUUGGCUUCGAGGAGGCCAUAGGCUUUAUGAUAGGCACCAAGGUCUUGGACAAGGAUGGCAUCAGCGCUGCUGCGCAUGUGGCCAGCAUGUACACUUAUUUGCAUGAGAAGAAGUACAUGAGCUUGCAAGAGCAACUGCAUGAGAUCUACGAUACUUAUGGCUAUCAUGCCAGCAUUGGCUCCUAUUUACUUUGCAAGGAUCAGCAGAUUAUAUGCAAAAUCUUUACACGUCUGCGCAGCUUUGAUGCCGGCCAGCAGGCAACCUAUCCCAAGAGCAUACUAAACGGUGAAUAUAAAAUCAGCCAAGUGCGUGAUCUCACCACGGGCUACGACAGCAGCACGCCGAAUAAGAAGCCCGUCUUGCCUGUCACGCCCAGCACACAGAUGAUUACGUUUACUUUUGAGAAUGGUCUGGUGGCUACACUACGCACCAGCGGCACAGAGCCCAAGCUUAAGUAUUAUGCUGAAAUUUGUGGCAAGCCAGAGUAUAAGAAAUGGAGCGAAUUAAAAUCAACGCUAAAGCGCAUGACGGCUGCAAUUGUCGAUGAGUUCUAUGAGCCCAAGCGGUAUGGCCUAGAGCCCAAGCCAGUUGAGUAACUGGCGUGCAGACUGUCUUCAGCAAUUGUCUUUAUUUGCUUCUAGUAGUAUCUAAAAAUAUUUAUUGUAUUUAUUCAAUUUCAGAACAACUAAAAGCUUGUAAGACACAGU
Molecule: messenger RNA, 2176 nt
Organism: Drosophila busckii
Lineage: Eukaryota; Metazoa; Arthropoda; Insecta; Diptera; Drosophilidae
Product: phosphoglucomutase-2
Exons: 2
Coding region: 53-2065 (670 amino acids)
Biological process (GO): carbohydrate metabolic process; purine ribonucleoside salvage
Molecular function (GO): phosphopentomutase activity; magnesium ion binding
Source: RefSeq, a predicted model, not a curated record